Messenger RNA from Cornus florida, 1880 nucleotides. RefSeq names its product UDP-glycosyltransferase 89B2. The transcript has a single exon. NCBI's taxonomy places the organism in Eukaryota, Viridiplantae, Streptophyta, Magnoliopsida, Cornales, Cornaceae. Gene Ontology annotation, molecular function: UDP-glycosyltransferase activity. The coding region runs from base 102 to 1595 and encodes 497 amino acids. The record is from RefSeq and is a predicted model, not a curated record.
UCUGUAAUAGCAUCAGGUUCUUCACUUCCUUCUCUAACAUCCCAAACCUCUCUCUCUAUAGAUAUAUCUAAAUGUAAAAUAGGUGGUAAAGCAAUUCAACGAUGCCGGUCAUUGGAGGCGGUGCACACAUCCUGGUGUUCCCUUAUCCUGCGCAGGGGCACAUGAUACCUCUUCUGGAUUUGACACACCAUUUGGCCACCCUUGGCCUCACGGUAACCGUACUCGUCACCCCCAAAAACCUCUCUCUCCUAAACCCUCUCCUCUCCAAACACCCAUCCUCCAUCAAAACCCUGGUCUUGCCUUUCCCUACGCACCCCUCCCUUCCCGCCGGCGUAGAGAACGCCAAAGACCUCACCCCGAAAUCCGCCCCUGCUAUGAUGCGCGCCCUGGGCGAACUUCGCCAGCCUCUCCUCCAAUGGUUCAAGAGCCACCCUUCGCCGCCAAUUGCCAUCGUGUCCGACAUGUUCCUCGGGUGGACCCACCACCUCGCCUGCCAGCUCGGCAUCCUACGUGUCGUGUUCUCACCUUCGGGUGCGAUGGCCUUGUCCGUCAUGUAUUACCUGUGGCGCGACCUACCGAAACGAAAUGAUCCCGACGAUCAUAGCGCGAUGAUAUCGUUCCCCAAAAUGCCGAAUUCCCCUAUUUACCCUUGGUACCAGCUCUCCGGUCUAUAUCGGAGCUACAUCGAAGGAGACCCAGUUUCGGAAUUUAUCAAGGAUGGGUUUCGCGCUAACAUGGAGAGUUGGGGACUCGUUAUUAACUCGUUCGAAUCCUUAGAAAAGGAUUACUUGGAUUAUCUGAAGAAUGAGUUGGGCCAUGAUAGAGUGUGGACUGUUGGGCCGUUGCUAGAUCCAUCUGGGCCAACGGAAAGAGGUGGGCCCGGUGCUAAUUGGGCUGGUGAUAUAAUGACGUGGCUUGACAGUUGCAAGGACCAUACUGUGGUGUAUGUGUGCUUUGGGAGUCAAGCUGUGUUGACAAGUGAGCAAAUGGAAGCUUUGGGACUAGGAUUAGAGAAAAGUGGGGCCACAUUCAUAUGGUGCAUCAAAGAGGCCAGAGGAGACGCUAAAUGUGGUGUGGUCCCACCUGGGCUAGAGGAUCUUGUGGCCGGGAGGGGACGGAUUGUGAGGGGGUGGGCCCCACAGGUGUCGAUACUUAGUCACCGAGCCGUGGGGGCGUUCUUAACUCACUGCGGAUGGAAUUCGGUUCUCGAGGGACUAGUUGCGGGGGUGGCAAUGUUGGCGUGGCCAAUGGGAGCAGAUCAGUUCGUGAACGCAACCCUUUUGGUGGAGGAGUUGAAGGUGGCAAUUAGAGUGUGUGAGGGUGCAGAAUCGGUUCCAAACUCGGACGAGUUGGGUCGAUUGGUGGCACAAUUGGUGGUGGAUAGGAAUCGGGUUGAGAUGGUUCGAGCCAUGGAAUCGUCUAAGGCUGUAUUGAAUGCCAUUAAAGGAGGAGGCAGCUCAUUCAAAGAUUUGGACAGAUUGGUUAUGCAUUUGACAAAGGAGGCUUCAUUGCGAGACAAAAUACUUGAUGUCGAACAAAAAUGUAGCACCAUGGAGUUCACUGAUAACCAUUACAAACCAAUCAUGCAUGCCUGAAAAAGAUUUGGACAGAUUGGUUAGUCAAAUGGUGAUUGAUUUUUUGAGCAAUGCUAAAGAGACAGCGACAGAAAUGUGGUAGGGUCUAGGUUUACAGCAGUUGUAAUAGAGUCUGUUGUCGACUCUUGAUUAAAAAAUUUCUUUAUUAAAUGUUCAUCUGUCUAGUUUUGGCUGUAUUAAUAUAAAUAUCUCAUUUGAAAAGUUAAACUAUAUAUAUAUAGAGAUAUAUAUUAAUAUUAUUAAUUUAAUGUUUUUUACAUGGAACUUAUAAGAAGUAAAUAAUCA